Formica exsecta is the source of this 7074-nucleotide messenger RNA. It is a transcript of the gene MsR1, whose product is annotated as sex peptide receptor. Gene Ontology annotation, molecular function: G protein-coupled peptide receptor activity. Gene Ontology annotation, cellular component: membrane. NCBI's taxonomy places the organism in Eukaryota, Metazoa, Arthropoda, Insecta, Hymenoptera, Formicidae. The transcript has 2 exons. The record is from RefSeq and is a predicted model, not a curated record. The coding region runs from base 151 to 1398 and encodes 415 amino acids. Gene Ontology annotation, biological process: G protein-coupled receptor signaling pathway.
GACAAGUUGUCAUACGGAUGGUAAUGAUCCAGCCGAAAAGGAACAAAGCUCCGAGACUUGCGGAAAAGAAAGAGUUCGUUGAUCUCUUCGCGCAUUACGCUUUACGCUGUAAGGGCUUUGGCGCCCCCAAGACUACCUCACCUCCCAGGAAUGAAUUCCACCCAGAACUUCACGCCGACAGCUUCGGCGUUCACCGAGUACUGCGGUUCUGGAUUCGAAUCUUUUUACGAUUGGUACUUACAGGUGCAUGGAUGGGCCAGUCUGUUGGUGUGUACAUUCGGCUCGAUCGCCAAUGUCCUCAACAUUGUUGUACUGACGCGUCGCGAGAUGCAAUCGCCCACCAACAUGAUCCUCACCGGUCUUGCCGUGGCCGAUCUUUUUGUGAUGAUCGAAUAUAUCCCCUAUGCGAUCCACAUGUACAUCUAUAAACGGUCCCGUAAAGAUAUGUUCACCUACAGCUGGAGCGUCUUUGUAUUAUUCCACUCGCACUUCGGCCAGGUGUGUCACACAAUCUCGAUUUUCUUGACGGUGAUCUUGGCAGUCUGGAGAUACAUAGCAGUAGCGCAUCCACAGCGUAAUCGUGAGUGGUGUAGCGACAAGCGCACCUUCCUGGUAAUCGCUUGCGUCUAUAUAUGCUGUCCAAUACUCUGCAUACCGCUUUACAUCAACACCGAGAUGACAUCGCGAGUGGAGAUGCUGGACGAGCAGGGGAUAAGCGUAAAUCUGACAAAGUUCCGGCAGACAUCCAACGAUACGAUCAUCUCUCUUGAGGGCGUAACCAACACCACACUGUACUUUGUAAGGCUCACCGAGACCCCGAUGGGCAAUGUUCUCAAGGACGUUAACUUCUGGAUUUACAGCGUGGUAAUUAAGCUGAUACCGUGUGUGGCAUUAACAGUGUUGAGUAUCAAGCUGUUCAAGGUGUUGCUGGAGGCUAAACGGAGGCGAAAAAAACUUACUACGAAGAACACCGCUAUCAAGAUGAGUAAUGGUAAAGAACAUUCCUGCGAAAAAACCAAGAAAAAAAGAAAAAGCACCGAUAAAGAAAGACAGACUGACAGGACUACGAAUAUGUUGCUGGUGGUGCUCAUGCUGUUUCUCUUCACAGAAAUGCCGCAAGGCAUUUUGGGACUGCUCAGCGUUACGCUGGGCACGGGAUUCUUCAAUACAUGCUAUGUCAAGUUAGGUGACGUGAUAGACAUCCUGACACUCAUAAACUCGGCCAUCAACUUCAUCCUGUAUUGCACUAUGAGCCGUCAAUUUCGCAUGACCUUUAAUCAACUAUUCUGCAGCCGAUGGCGGCUGAUCGGCAGAUGGAUGGCGGUGCCCCAUCAGCCGAUGGAGAACAACGGACAUACCGGAACUAAUCACACGGUGACCCAGGUCACUCAGGUCUAGCGCCGAAGAAAUCAAUGGACCUUUUGCUAUCCGGUGUAAAGAGAGCUCGCUAAUUAGCUCCCUUUCAGACACGCCUAUUGCAAGUCCGCGAAUUGAAGGAGGUUGUUUCCUCCGCGAUUCGCCACAGUUACUCGUGCAAACAUAGCGCCAAGCAAAGAGAGGUGAAAUUUAUUUGCUCGCUACUGCCACUGGUCCUAAUUGCAUCGUCGUUGCGCGAACUUUGCAACGCCCGAAGUGCUUUUCGAGCAUCAGCUUCAUCCCAGACAUGCGACAUACCAGAUGUGUAACAAAUAUUUACUUAAGUUGGUUGGUGAACCACUAUGUUUUUCCAAUGUGUUUCUUUUCAAUUUUAUAAAUUACUUAUUUAUAUUACAAUCUAUCAGCAGAUCAUCGGACGCGUCCGAUUAAUUAACGAUACGCACAAUAAUGUGUUAUAUUUAAAAACAGAUGUGAUAGAUAUGUGAAAGCGCUUGACAAGAGCUGCCAGAUUACUAUCAUUGGUAAUUUUAUAACGUGAUCCUUCACACGCGAGAUAUUUUUAGAGAGGAAGAGUUAAAAAAUUUUCAAUCCUUUAGUAGUGGCACAUAAGCAAUGAUGACACUAAUAAAAAUAAUCACGUAAAUGAUUAUAGCCAUUCACAAACAUCUCAUUUUAUUUUUUUUAAAUUCCUGAAUUUUUAAUUAUAAUAUGUAUGUACAAAGAAAAACAAAAGGUUAUAUAUCACUAUGCAGCUGGUCUGCUUAUACCCUCAUCCCUGUUACAGUUUGAACAAGAUUUCAAAGUUUGUAAAAAGUUAGACCGUGAAAUAUAUGAACAAAGAGAAUUAUCUCAUAAUAGUCACACGACAUUCUCAUGAUAAAAAAAAUAUUUGUCAAAAGAUUACUUUAUUAUUUCCGAUUUCUAUUAAUUCUUUGUACGCGUUUCAAUAUCCAUUUAUACUAUCAAUUAAUCAAUAUAAUUAAUUUUAAUCAAAUCAGAAACUAAGUAAAUAAUCAAUUUUAUUUUCAUUUGUUCAUCGUUUCAUUUAGUUUAUUCAAAGUUCUUGCCUAUUCAGAGAACUUACGUAAUUAAUAAUUAUGUUAGUCCACAACGGGACUAAAUUCUAUUUGCUUUUCAUAUAUACAUACAUACGAUAAUAGAAACAUUUAAAUUAUCGUGCGCCAAGUAAAUUGUUCAUAGUUAGCUAAUAGAACUGUUUAAUUGGAAUGUAAUAAAGCGCACCUAUUAAAUUGUGCUUAAAUAGCUCAAAAUUUGCAGUCAAAAAUCAUUACGAUGCAUCAUGCCUCUAUAAUAAGAUACAAUUUUCUGCAGUUAAUAAAACGCAAUUUUCCGUUAGUUAGCUUAACUAACUAAACAUUAUAAACCGAAAAAUGAGAAGUGUUAUUUUUGAGCAAAUUCAGUAAUUGCUUAAAGCUUAAAUAGCUUACACUUUUUUAAUACAGAUUAAUGAGCAAUAUAAUAACAAAUAUAUUAUCGACUAUUUCUUCUUGCUAGAGGCUUAAAAGCGACUUUUUCUUUAAGAUGUUUUUAAAAAACAUGCGCUUAGCAUUUAUUUAUCUUUAUAAUAUCUUCUGUUUGUUUAAAAAAAUAUUUCAAUUAUCAUAAUAUAUAUAAUUUCACACUAAAGAUAAUUUUUUUUUUUUUAAUAAAAUUUAAAAGGAAUGUAUAUGUUCUUAAUUAAUCCAUGUUUCGUUCGAAAAAAUUUUUAAUUGCCAUUGGACAUUUAUGUAAACAUUAUUCAAAAAUAUUUAUCACAAGCUCUUUAGUGGAAAUAUGUAUAUGUAUCCAGGAUGAUAAACGUAAAUAACAAAUUAGUUUUACAUGCAAAAUCGAGAGACAAACUAUUUAAAAUAAUUCAAAGUAGAAUAAUUAAAUACUCGCUUUCAUUAUGUAUGGAUUAAUGCAAAAGUUGGCUUAUUGUUUUUACCAACCUACAAAACAGAUAAACAACUUUAUCAUAAAAUUAUUGGAAAGCUGAGCCGUGAAAACGUGAUUAACAUAAUUAACGAUGCAAUGCGAGAAGUAGAAUUUGCAUUGGCUAAAGGACAGUCUUGCUUUGCGAUUCAUAUUUAUGCAAUUAAAUAUUAAAAAAGACUCUUCUUGACACAACUUCCUUCUCCUUUGCUCAAGCUAAAUGCAAAUUACGUUGAUAAUUUGCAUUUUACCUUCGAAAAGUAACAAAAAAAUCUUUAUACAAAGUAUUUCUUUUUCAGCUAUCUUUGUGUCCCUUUUAAUGCGAGAAAUUCUGCGAAGACUAUUAUAAUUGAAAUAUUAAUUUUCCAAUAUUAAUUUUGCAAUUUACAAUUGUAAAAAAGGAUAAAAACAAUUACGAUACAUUAUCAUAAUGACAUCGUUCUUGUUAUUAACCAAGAUGAUCUAUGUAUCAUUAACAUCAUAAGCAAUUGCAUUCAUUAAAGCAACAAGUCUGUUAUAUUUACUUUCUUCAUAAAUAUGUAUUUUUAUCAACUUACUUACUUUUUACACAAAGAAUUUGAAAUAUAUAUACAAUUUAUUUUCUCAUUUAAAUGCUUGCAAUAUUUAGCAAUAUUUUUUUUAUACAACUAUUAAUAUAUAUAAAUUAGAUAUAUGUGUGUAUGUGAUUUUUUAUGAAAAAAAUAUAUAUAUUUUCAAAUCAUUCUUUCAAAUUUUUAUAAAUAUAUUUAAAAUUGUUUAAGAUAUGCAUUUUUAUCUCUCAUCGGGCAACAAUAAAUCAAACUAUUCAAUCAAAUUUAUUCAAAACAAAAAGUUUGAGUCUCGUUAAUCUUGUAAUAUCAAAUAUCUGGGAUAAAACGAGAGAGAAAUAAGUGGCACCCACUCUCUCGAUUUCAAGAGCGCGUGCCAUGCGCGGGUGUAAUAAUCAAAUUGUUUACAGCUUCGCGUUUGUGUUUAUUAUUGCGGAGCUAUACGUUUAACACGCUACAUAUUUUUAUCAAUAUCGCAGAGACCGCGAAAAAGCAAGAGAUUUUAUUUUUAUUUUUAUUUUUAUUUUUAGAAAUAAAAUUCUACAGGAAUGAUGCCGUUGCAAUAAAUUAGAACUCGCUUCAGUCCGUCUAUUUGAUAGAGCACUUCUAAACCGAAUUGCCGCGAUUGCUACGCGACACGAAGAAUUGCCACGAUUAAUCAUCUUCCAUUCGUGGCUAACUUUAUCGUCUUGAAUAAAACCGCUGUGUAAGUAGUACGAAUACAUAAAGUUUCCCGUUGGAUUUUUAUUUAUUUGAAUACUCGCCCACGCGUGCGGGCUCGAUAAAUUGUCGCGGUUACGGAUUUUAUCUCUACAAGCCUUGUCAUCGACCGGCUAUUAAUUUUUUAUAUUAUAGUCAUUUUCGGCUGGCAUUGUUAAAGGCACCGAAUUAUUUCCGCGUACAUUCUAUUCUUAUAAAUUUAAUUUUAGUUUCAUAAUUAUUUUUUAAUAAUACCUUUUCACGCGACUAUAAUAUAUUUUUUACUUAUUUCGUUUUCCAAUUGCAAGGUUUUUUUCACGAUAAAAUUACAUUUAUUGUAUUUAUUUCUGUUUAUUAUAAAUGCACAUAUCAUACACCUUAACUAUCUUAUUUUAAUACUCUGUCUAAUUUAUUUUGUUAUGAUGGAAGAGAUAUAAUUUAUUUAUAAAUAAUAACAAAAUUAAGAAUUAAUAAUUUUUAAUUUUCACAGUAAAUAUAAAUGUUGGAGAGCGCGAAGAUUUGAUAUUUGUUUCCAACCAAAGAAUUUACAGUACUGCAUCUAUUUCUUUAAAACAUAAAUUUAAAAAGUGUAUUUCUUAAGAGACUGUGUGAGGAAUAUACUUUUAUACGAGAAACAAUGAUAAAGAAAAAACAACUAACAUGAUCCAAUUUUUAGGCCUCUAGCAAAAGUGUUUGCAAUUUUUUCAUUUUAUUUGCAAGCUAAUUUAUAAUAAAUUAAAGAAUAUAUAAUCUCCCCCAUCAAAAUAGAAAGUACCUGAAUGAAAUAAUUAUCUAUUAUAUUCACAUUGGCAAUGAAAUAGAAACAUUAUCUUCCUGUGCAAUAUCAAAAUAUUAGAUAGCAUUAAUGUAAUAUCAGGAGCUGCAAGUGACGUUUCCCGUUAGCGAUAAAAAUUCAUUAGGAAGAAACGACAAAUGUCAUUAUACAAUAUAAAUCAAAAUCAGCAUCCUGAUAUUGUCCCACGGAUUUGUUGCGUGUUGUUUGUAGCGGAUAGCAAAAUGUUCGUUGAUCCCUUUGAAAGAAUUAAAACUAAGUCGAUAACCAAUAAAAAAAAAGUUGUCCAUCGAUCAAUACAUCGAAGGACAUUCUUAUUUAAAAUAUGUUGCAAACUAUACUUUCAGUCUUCUAUAAAUAUGUUACGUUCGUUUAAAGAAAUAUGUUCCGUGUUUUAAAAAGAUGAUGUUAGGUUGGAAGCCAAUUACAAGGAUCAGUCGAAAGAUUCGUGUUUCCAGAAGCCUUUUCACGAUGCAAGCUAACAAAGGCUAACAUAACGCUUCUCAUUUUCAAAGACAUCAUUGAUUUCCUGGCCCUUUGUUUUGCGUUUCUUGAAAGUGAAACUGUACCGUGUUAAGUGUACGUAAUAAAAUACAAAAGCGAAGGGGAAACGCAAAAUAAAGAGAAAUAAAUAAGCAACAGCUACUGAUAUUGUCAAAAAUAUUCAGCAGAGACAAAAGAGUUUGUAAGAUAAAGCACGAAGAAAGAUUUUUAAAUGUCCCAUUAAAUUGUCUCCAACCUAACAUAAUAAAUGUUUAUUAAACCAGAAAAUAUGUACACGAAUUUCUUAUAUUACAUGUGAGUGCGUGUGUGUAUGUGUAAUCUCAAUUUUUUGUUCAGUAUAAAUUGUAAACCUUAGUCAUACUUUAUAUGAGUAGUAAUAUUUCGAGAUUGCAAUUUGGUUUUAUUAAUCAAAUUACGCGUUAUGCUUAUAUUAUCGAUAUAACGUGAUGUUUAUCUACCUGUAAGAUUAAUAUAAAUUAUAAGAAAUUAAUAUUUUUACUAUAUUAAUAACCGGCUUUACUCGGACAUGCCAACUUCUAUGUUAUAUUUAAAAGUAAGUGAGAUAAAUGAUAUUAUCGAUUAGUUAUAAAUUACGUUUAAGAUUAAAAACACACAUAAAGAACACUACGAAAAAAUAUAUAUAACAUAGCGAUAGCUAGAAAGUAAGAAUAAUCAAAAAUUAACAUCUCGCCGAUAUUCUUAUACUCGUUCAACGACUAUAUGAUUAGUAAAUUAAAAAUGUAUUAUUAAUUUUUAAUAUUUCUUGUAAAAUUUAUGACAUAUCGAAUUUUUAAUAAAGCGACAUUGUUUUCAGGGAAACGACAUUACUUCCUUCAUGUACUGUGUGUGUGUGUUUCAAUUGUUUCAAAAGGAUCAUUUUUGUCAUUUUUUACUACAAAUAAUGUACAACCUUUUCACGCAUCAAGCGUAUACAAUAUACGCUACAAUAUGACGCCACAAAGAGAGAAACAAAGUGUAAAGUUUAUAUUAUCUGAUAUGCUGAAAUAAUUUUAAGCGUGAGUAAACAUUGCUUUUAUUGGUUAUUCGGUUCCGAUUAAGCUUACAAAUGAUGUUUCAUUCUCGCAUGACCUGGCUAUUUAAACAAUGCCGUUGUUUUACCGAUCAUAAUAUUUAACUAACGACAAUGAAGUAAAUUAAAUUGGGACACGUGCCGCGGUUCGCGACGUCUCGUUAUUUUCAAUCUACAUAUUACAACUC